CAUUUUGCUAUGUCCACUCCACCCUCUCUGAAUAGUGUGAAUAGUCUGUCUUUUUUGUUUUGCGAUUAACGAUGCUCUCUGGAAACAACAAUUCGACGGCGAAAUUGGAAAAAAGCGAGAUGGAUGCUGCUCCUCCCCCUCCUCCACCUUCACAGUCCGCCUCUACGCCGGCUCCGGCGGAGACAGAGGAUCGAGACAAGGAGAUAGUGCACAGGACAAAAGCGAUACAAUUUUUAGGGCGAACGACGCCUAUAAUUCUCCAAAAUGAUAAUGGCCCUUGCCCUCUCCUCGCUAUCUGUAAUGUUCUUUCACUGAAGAACAGCUUGAAUUUGAGUCCAGAUAUUCCGGAAGUUUCACAGGAGAAACUGCUGUCCCUUGUUGCUGAGCGGUUGAUUGAUUCAAACUCCAGUGUUGAUAACAAAGACACUGGAUAUGUCGAAAAUCAGCAGCAGAAUAUUGCCGAUGCCAUUGACUUACUUCCUAGACUUUCUACUGGGAUUGAUGUGAAUAUAAAAUUUAGAAGAAUUGAUGAUUUUGAGUUCACUCCAGAAUGUGCAAUAUUUGAUUUAUUGGAUAUUCCACUCUAUCAUGGGUGGAUUGUUGACCCUCAGGACUAUGAGACUACAGAUGCUAUUGGCUCAAAAUCAUACAAUACUCUUAUGGGAGAGCUUGUUUCAUUAGAAACUCAAAAUGUGGAGGAUGACCACAAAAAGAACACUGAUGAUGGUGAUGAUGAUGAUGUUGAUUUUGUUGCUGCUACAACUGCAGCACUCGGAGUACCUUCUCCUAGUCUUUCAAGGGGUCAAUCUUUUGAUGAGUCUCCCCAUAAGCCAAGAAAGGGGGAUGUAGAAGAAGAAGCAUUGCUCUUAAAAGUCUUGAAAAUAUCAGAGGCAGAAGGGACCAACCCAGUGUCAGAUGGUGUUUCUGAUGAUAUAAGUUUCCAUGUAAGUCCUGUAAAGGAACCUGAAUUGAUAACACAUAUGAGAAAUGUGGAAGAUGAUAUUUCCAAAGGAACAACCAAUACUCCAUCCAUUGCCCAUGCAGAUGUAAAAUUUCCUGAAGCAGUUCCACAAGAAGUUAAUUGCUCAUUCUCGAAAAUUGACCAGGAAAAUAGCUCUCUCCAUUCUUCCCACAAGGAAUCUCUAAAGGUUGGUGAUGCAGUUGUUUCAGAUACUGGAACUAAGAAUGGAAAAGUUCAGUCCUCAUCAGUUGAAGAUGAAGUUAUAUGUGAUCAAGAUAAUUCUCAAGAUAAACUAAGGGGUGAUGAACUUGCUCAAAACGACUUGAUUACAACCCUAGAACCAGAUGAACCAAGAAAUCAGCAAAAUGGUGGCAAGGAAAAAGAUACAACUGACUUGUUGGCUAUUCCUUCAGGACCAGAUUCUGCCAGUGGCCAUACACAUAAUACAGAAGAUCCUCAAGGCUUCCCUUCCAAUGUUGAUAACAAUGAACCUAUUUAUGAAGGCGAAGAAUGUAUAUUAGACUCAGGACAUGUAAUUUAUGAAAAUCGGGAGCCUGUAUAUGAAGGCGAAGUGGUUCUUGCAGAACAAGCAGAUAAAAGUAAUACGGAGGAUGGUGGUCUUAAUGGAAAGGAAAUAAUAUCUGCAAAACAAGGCGAAAUAAUCAGGAACUUUUUGAACAUAAGUGCUAGUCAGCUUACUGUAUAUGGGCUGUUUUGCUUACAAGAUAGGGUGAAGGAGCGUGAACUUUGUGUCUUUUUCAGAAACAAUCAUUUUAACACUAUGUUUAAGUAUGAAGGUGAGUUGUACAUUUUGGUUACAGACCAGGGUUAUAUUAAUCAGCCAGAUCUGGUGUGGGAAAAGCUGAACGAGGUGAAUGGCGACAGUGUAUACAUGACGGGCGAUUUUAAGGAAUUUAAGAUGGAUGACAAUUCCAACAACACAUGGAAUGAACAGAAUGCCAUGGACUAUCUAGCCGGUGGCAUUGAUACUACUCAAGAAAAUUCAACUUUCAAUUCUGAUCUGCAGUUGGCAAUGGCUCUUCAGCAACAGGAAUAUGAGCAGCAGCAGCAGCAGCAAAAUCAGCGUAACUUGCAGCAACCAGCCGUGACUGAUGGUUCAAAGAUGGUCACCGGUCCAAGGGUAUCACACAAUGGUGGGAGGAGUUCCUCCUCCUCCUCCUCAUCUAAACAGCAGGAAUCGCCGAAAGCAAAGGAGAGGUGCAUUUUGAUGUGAUGACUACUUGCAGUUGCAGGUAGGUUUCAACAUUCAUCGAAGCAAGUUUUGCUGAGUGUUGUGGAACAACUAAUUGCCUUUGAUUGACUUCCAUUCUGCUCACUUAUCUCAUGUCUGUAGAACACUAUGAUACUAACUGCACAGCACAGCAUCUCACCUCACCUCACCUCACGUGUUGCUGUAAAUAGGAAAAACGCGUGUUUUACCUGGCAUUUAUAUAUAUAUAAAAAGUUAGGCUACUACUUAAAAAUCGCUUUUAGGUAGAUAGCACUUUAUCAGCAGUGGUAGUAGUCUAACAGUAACUAUUUUCCUUUGUAAGCUCCUCUGCAGAAGAUGAUGCACAUAAUGUACGCUCAGUUUCAACUCCAUUAUAAUCUCUCUCUCUCUCUC
Molecule: messenger RNA, 2585 nt
Organism: Andrographis paniculata
Lineage: Eukaryota; Viridiplantae; Streptophyta; Magnoliopsida; Lamiales; Acanthaceae
Exons: 12
Coding region: 72-2195 (707 amino acids)
Biological process (GO): protein K48-linked deubiquitination
Cellular component (GO): cytosol; cell periphery
Molecular function (GO): cysteine-type deubiquitinase activity; cysteine-type carboxypeptidase activity; K48-linked deubiquitinase activity
Source: RefSeq, a predicted model, not a curated record